Messenger RNA from Sphenostylis stenocarpa, 957 nucleotides. Lineage: Eukaryota; Viridiplantae; Streptophyta; Magnoliopsida; Fabales; Fabaceae. The record is from the annotation of a GenBank genome assembly.
AUGUCUUCGAGAUCGUUGAGGAGAAGACUCCAUCAUGGGGAUCUCGAUGGCAAAAGGCAGGAGCAUUUUGAUUCUUCGGGAUUAGAUUCUUUGAGUGAGCCCCUGCUGGCAGAUGAUGAUUAUACUGAGACUAAGAAGAUAUGUACUCUUGAAGAUCUAUGGGAUGAUGAGAGGAAGAAGGCACAGUUUCAUUGGACAUUCAUUUUCUCAAACCUCAUUGCGCAAUGGGCUCAGUGGUUAGCAAAUGUUGUAAUAGGAUCUGGAUGUAUUAUUGGGCGUAUUUUUUCUUUUUCUUCUGCCACACUAAGUAUGCAAAACAAAAGGACGCUUCCUCCAUCUCUAAGCCCUCUGCAGGAAGAAAGACUGAGAAAACUGCGGCAACGGCUUGAAGUCCCGUUUGACGGUUCUAAAGCAGAGCACCAAGAUGCACUUAAAAAAUUGUGGAAUUUGGCUUACCCUGACAGGGAGCUUCCUUCACUUAAAUCAGACCUUUGGAAGGAAAUGGGAUGGCAAGGUUCAGACCCUUCAACAGAUUUUAGGGGUGGAGGAUUUAUUUCAUUAGAGAAUCUCAUCUUCUUUGCAAUGAAGUAUCCAGAUUCAUUCCAGCGAUUAUUGCAUAAACAAGAUGGAACCAGAGCAGAGUGGGAAUAUCCGUUUGCAGUAGCUGGAAUCAACAUUUCUUUUAUGUUGGCACAGAUGCUGAAUCUUCAAGCAGGGCUUCCAUCUUCUAUGUCCGGUAUCUGUUUUCUCAAAUUGCUUGAAGAGGAUGAAAUGGCAUUUGAUAUCCUUUUUUGUGUUGCUUUUCAAAUGAUGGAUGCUCAGUGGCUAGCAAAGCGUGCGACAUAUAUGGAAUUUAAUGAGGUUUUGAAGUCCACAAAAGCACAGUUAGAGCGUGAGCUUGCUCUCGAAGACUUAUCCAGCGUGAAAGAUUUACCUGCUUAUAGCAUGUUGAGAUGA